This is a messenger RNA of Trichogramma pretiosum, 1500 nucleotides long. RefSeq names its product leukocyte elastase inhibitor-like. The transcript has 8 exons. The record is from RefSeq and is a predicted model, not a curated record. Lineage: Eukaryota; Metazoa; Arthropoda; Insecta; Hymenoptera; Trichogrammatidae. The coding region runs from base 1 to 1500 and encodes 499 amino acids. Gene Ontology annotation, molecular function: serine-type endopeptidase inhibitor activity.
AUGGAUAAGAGUGAAAAGAAACCCAUGGAAGAUGUCUCAGAAAAUAAUUUGAGUGAACAAGACAUUGCUGUUUUGGACGAUAAAAAAUCAACACUAUUUUUAGUGCUAUUCUAUUUUUGUCAAGCUCAAGAUAUUGUAUUUCCAGAUGAAUUUGAAGAAAUUCAGCGGCAAAGUAGAUUUCAGAACUAUUAUCCAGGACCAAAACCGUUGCCCCAACCAAGGAACCCAACAUUUCAAACGAAUGUUGGAUCACGUAAAAAACUUCCACCAUUCUUUCAUACAUUCCUAGUACCACUUAAAGACUUUCAAGACAAAAUGUCAAAAGGAACAACGCAAUUGACUUUGAAUCUUGAUAAAAUAAUGAGAAGUCAAUAUCCCAAUCAAAACCUUGUUUUCUCACCUCUGAGUUUGCAAAUGUUACUUGCGAAUAUUCUUUUGGCGUCUAGUGGGCAAACUUUUGAUGAAAUCAGCAACAUUUUUAAUAUGGACAGGAAGAUCUUCGUAAACUCAGAGAAAAAUUUUCAUGAAAAUUUCGGGAAACUUAUUGAGAAAACGUUUUAUAGUAAUAAACCUGGAGCGCCCAAAGUUAACUAUGGCACAGGAGUGUUCUUAGCGAUGAACAAUAACUACACUUUUGGCACAACUUUUUCUGCAAGGAGCGAGGACUUUUAUAAAACUCAUUUGGAGAUUGUUGAUUUUCAAAAUGGAGCUCAAAAAAUUAUCAAUAAUUGGGUGAAAAGUGAAACACGAGGUCUGAUUCCUUCGAUUUUAGAUGGCCCACCAAGGUUGGAUACUAAAGCUAUCAUUGCAUCGGCUUUAUACUUCAAAGGCGAUUGGGAAAAGCGUUUUGAUCGUGCUGCAAAGUCCAGAUUUUUCAUCAAUAACAAUCAAAUUACUGUUAAUAUGAUGUCUCGCGAAGGGGAAUUUAAGUAUUACUCAGAUUGGAAUCUUAAAUUGGAUAUAAUUUCUCUCCCAUACGAGGGUUCACAGGUUUCCAUGUAUGUUGUGAUACCAAAAGAUAAAGGAACGGUUGCUCUAAAAAAUAUGAAAGAUAAAUUAACACCCGACAUUAUCGAUAAAUUAAUCGGAAAUAUGCAAGAAACAAAGUUGAAAAUUUUCCUUCCAAAAAUGGAUCUCUCUAGUGAUCUAGACUUUACGAAAGCUCUGAAUAAUAUGGGUCUCAGAUCGUUGACUGACCCAGAAAGAGCUGAUUUGACCUUUUUAACAUCUAGCGAAAGGUGGGAAUUAUCCAUUGAUACAAUGAGAAUAAAUCAAGACCGGAAAAAUAUGCAUGUAUAUUUUGAUCAAAUCAUUCAAAAAGUCAAAAUAUCUGUAUCCGAAGAAGGCACUGAAGCAGCUGCAGUUGCAGGUGGUGUGACCUUACGAGACUUGGGACCACAAGUUGUCAAAGCUGAUCAUCCAUUUUUAUUCUUCAUUAGAAAUAAUGAUACCAAAUCUAUUUUAUUCUAUGGCAGCAUCAUUAAUCCUAAUUCAAAAUAA